This is a messenger RNA of Pecten maximus, 1423 nucleotides long. RefSeq lists its product as uncharacterized. Lineage: Eukaryota; Metazoa; Mollusca; Bivalvia; Pectinida; Pectinidae. The transcript is spliced from 13 exons. The record is from RefSeq and is a predicted model, not a curated record. Bases 87 to 1340 code for a protein of 417 amino acids.
ACACUGUCGACUAAGACUUAAACUCAUAUGCCAAUGUUCACACGGUGGUGUAUGGUAAACUAUUGGAAUUCUGUCUGAAGAUACGCAUGGAAAUGUAUACUACAUCAGCUCUCCUAUUUGUGCUUGUAACCACUGUGGUGGCGGAAACGUGUGUAGACAAGAAUGCUGCAGCAUGUACGGCUCUGAUGGGAACGGUAAAGGAUAUGUGUUCCGAACCUUGCUUAGCUGACCUUUGUAGAGCAACAUGUGGACUUUGUCCACUUACCUGUUUCUCAUGUGUUGAUGAGCUUUAUCCAGAAGAAUGCAACAAAUCUGUUCAGUGUAAUAGUGUUCACGAGUACUGUGUUGCGGUACAGGAGCUUAACAGCGAUUUUAUACCUUUAUUCCAAUCCGGGUGUGCCGAUGUUGAUAGAUGUUUGAGCAUAUUUGGCCAAAUCAAUGCUAAGAGGACGAUUCAGAACAGGGCAUAUACAUUAAAGGGAGGUUGUUGUGACCAUAACAAUUGCAACUAUCACGACCCUGCUUUGAGACCAGUUGACCCCACACCAGCAACUAUCGUCCGUCCUGUAUAUCCUACUGGCUCUUUGGAUGACAAUGUGUGUAGUGAACGCGAUGUAGACACCGCCUUCUGUGCAGCUAUACUGCAGGCUGAUCCCAACAUCUGUAACACGACGUGUGUAGCAAACAAGCUUUGUGCAUCCUCAUGCCAAACAUGCAGGAAAUGCUACGACUGUCAGGGCGUAGAUAAUAAAAUUGACUGUUUGACGAGCUCGACAUGCAGAAAAAAUCAGGCAUGCGUGACAGUGGAAACGCUUGGCGCUAAUUUCGAACUUCAGUAUAGACUAGGAUGUAUGGACAGAACGCAAUGUAGCAGACUCUUUGGUACAUCAAUUGGAGCGCCCGCAAUCGGCAAGAGGAAACGCCAGAUUCAAGGAAGUUGUUGCGAUAGUGAUUAUUGCCAACAUGUUCCAGCAUCAACAUUGCCGACGACAACAUUACCGAUGACUACAUUGCCGACGACAACAUUACCGACGACUACAUUGCCGACGACAACAUUACCGACGACAAUGGCGUCUACUAUUGCUCCAACAAAUACUGAUUCGCCUACUACUACAAUCACCGGAAUGAAUACCACGACAGUUGCCGCUUCAGCAAGUACACUGUACCCAUGCAAAGACUACGACAAAUCGGGUUACUGUAGUAAAUACGUGCCACUUAUUUGUAAUACGGGAGAUCCGUUAUCAAAAAAAUUUGCCAUCGCCAAUUGUGCCUUAAGCUGCAACCUUUGUACGGAAUUUUAUGCUUUAGUAGCUUCCGGAGAAAUUGUCAUAUCUACAUAGUUCAAGACGGAUAUUUAUCAGCCGAUCAUCAAAUAAAAACAAAUGUAUUUUCGUAAAAUUAAAUCAAUGUACAUUAUUACCUA